UGCUUCGCUUUUAAUUUAUAGCGAAGGUUUUGAUUUAGACGGCAAUGGCGUAAACAGAGGUCAUCGAAGCGUGUAGGUACGCGGGGGUGGUGGUGUGGAGGACGGACGGUGGGUGAGUGUGGGGAGUUAGAGGAGAGUGCGAGGGAGAUAAAAGGUUCCCAGAAAGGAGCUAAAUUUUAAGGAAACCUUUUCUUUUUGGCGAGCGAGAGAGAGACAGAGAGAGGUGGAGGUGGGAAAAGGAGUGAUGACAGCACACUUUAGUGCGACUCGCCGGGCGGCGUGGUUGCUGGCGGUGGCAGCAGUAGUAUGCUUAUCGUGCAGCGAAGAGGCGGCGGCGGCGGCGGCGGCAACGAGGAGGGUGGAGGUGAAGCGGCAUCUUAAGAAGCUCAACAAGCAGGCCGUCAAGAGCAUCAAGAGCCCAGAUGGAGACAUCAUAGACUGCGUCCACAUCUCCAAACAACCCGCCUUCGAUCACCCCUUCCUCAAGAACCACACCAUCCAGAUGAGGCCAGCAUUUCACCCGGACGGCAUGCUCUUUGACGAGAGCAAGCUUGCAUCGAAGAAGACGCUUCCAUCCCAAUCCCAGCUCUGGCACAAAAACGGCAGGUGCCCGAAGAACACCAUCCCCAUCAGAAGAACAAAAAAGGAUGAUCUGCUCAGAGCCAUGUCCGUGGAGAAUUAUGGCAGGAAACAACACAGGAGCACCCCUAAUCCACUCUCUGCUGAACCUGACCUCCUCAAUGAGAAUGGCCACCAGCAUGCAAUUGCCUACGUCGAAGGAGAUACCUACUACGGGGCAAAGGCUACCAUCAAUGUGUGGGAGCCAAGGAUUGCGCAGGGCAAUGAGUUCAGCCUGUCUCAGAUUUGGAUUCUGGGAGGUUCCUUUGGGGAAGAUCUCAAUAGCAUUGAGGCCGGUUGGCAGGUAAGCCCUGAUCUUUAUGGGGAUGACAACACCAGACUCUUCACUUACUGGACUAGUGACUCUUAUCAAGCCACAGGAUGCUACAAUUUGCUAUGUUCUGGAUUCAUUCAAGUCAACAGUGACAUUGCAAUGGGUGCAACUAUCUAUCCCAUUUCAAGAUUUGAGGGUUCGCAAUAUGAUAUCAGUAUACUUGUUUGGAAGGACCCAACGGAAGGUCAUUGGUGGAUGCAAUUUGGGAAUAACCAAGUGCUCGGUUACUGGCCUUCCUUCCUCUUCUCCUACCUCGCAGAGGGCGCCUCCAUGAUCGAGUGGGGAGGGGAAGUUGUGAACUCUGAAGCAGGUGGUGAGCACACGUCCACUGCCAUGGGCAGUGGCCACUUCCCUGGAGAAGGCUUUCGCAAGUCCAGUUACAUCAGGAACAUCCAAAUAGUUGAUGGAUCCAACAUCCUGAGGAAUCCAACGGACGUUGCCACCUUCACAGAGCAACCCAACUGCUACGAUGUGCAGGUUGGAAAUGGGGGUCACUGGGGACACUACUUCUACUACGGAGGUCCUGGCAGAAACUCAGAAUGUCCCUAGAAACUAAACUAAAAAAAAUUCCUCAUCCCAAGUGUAAUUCCUCAUCAAUGAUCUUCCUUUAAUUUCCUCAGUUGUAUUAAUUUUACUUGUUUCUCUUAAUGCUGUCCUCUCCGUGAAAGUGUAUGGAGAGAGGUGAUAUGCGUCUUGGAAGAGAUAAGGCUUGUGGUCCUGUGUUUCUUCCUUUUUUCUUGUAAUUUAUACUCUGGGUUCUUUGUUCAGUUCUAUAAUGAUAUCUAAUGAGAUUUGUCUUUGAAUGUUUUCAAGGACAACUGUAAA
Zingiber officinale is the source of this 1777-nucleotide messenger RNA. RefSeq lists its product as uncharacterized. The transcript is spliced from 7 exons. Bases 245 to 1501 code for a protein of 418 amino acids. The record is from RefSeq and is a predicted model, not a curated record. NCBI's taxonomy places the organism in Eukaryota, Viridiplantae, Streptophyta, Magnoliopsida, Zingiberales, Zingiberaceae.